Mercenaria mercenaria is the source of this 6453-nucleotide messenger RNA. Its product is annotated as coadhesin-like. Bases 5245 to 6447 code for a protein of 400 amino acids. The record is from RefSeq and is a predicted model, not a curated record. Gene Ontology annotation, molecular function: calcium ion binding. The transcript has 10 exons. Lineage: Eukaryota; Metazoa; Mollusca; Bivalvia; Venerida; Veneridae.
UAUUGAGGCUCCAAAGAGGUUUAAAUUACUCACAUUUCGUGAUAAUUUAGAUUAAUAAGUAAUUAUUAGUUAACAAAAUCAUUGCUGAAAUAUAUUUAACAUAUGACGAUUUAUGAUUCACCAUUUUAUAUGUAUGGUGGUAUUCACAUCUCUUUAAUAGGAUGUAAGUUGAACUUUAACUAAUAUGCCAUAGUAUAAAUAUAGCUCAAAGACCAAAUUAUUCUUAAAUGUGUGCCCUCUUGAUAUACUAGUAGUAAGCCUACAAUUAUAUUCAUUGGCAGUGUCACCUAUACAUGUUUCUUUAUUCAUCUGAUCUCUUGUAACAUUGGAAUAUACCCCCAAACAACAAUCAGAUCACUUGAUUCAGCUAGCCAGAGAGACAAAUCAAAGACAUUUUUUAAUCAGCGGAGCAGUUGUCAAGUAUUUAGGUUUCCGCUGCUCAAUCUGGAGGUCAGCAUUUCAUGUAGCAUACACCAGUACUGGUGUGUGUCCACUUCAGUAAAUGUCACAAUGACACUGCACAGCUGAUAGUUACAUUUUAUUAUUGUAAGUUAUCUGAAAAGGAUAACUGAUGUGAACAUGUAGCACCUAUUUUCCCAACCAGCUACCUUUUUGGUAGGUGGUGUUUAUGAAGUAGCCACAAAGGGGCUAGAAAAUUCUAAUAUUUUCAAAGAAUAAUGUAAUCAUUAGUAGUUUGUGUAAUUUUGUGCCUUGCAGAUUGUAGAUAUCGGCUCUUCUUUGCCAGUCUAUGAAUAUACAUGAAUGCGAAACAAAUACAAAUUUAAUGUGCCUCAUAUCUGAGAUGAACUCAGCUUGUGAUGUAAACAUGGGCUGGAAUACCUUAUCAAUGAAAGAUCUUAUAUAAUCUAAAUGGUCAGCGUGAGUGGAUACAGUGAUUCAUCCGGAUUGUUCAUGAAUGGGUCUAUUUUGUGUAGCACAUGAACAUCCUUUGGAUGUGAUUCGGAAUAAAAUAAAGAUGCUAUGAUUGUCAGAAAUACACUUUAACUUUGGUAGCGGGAUAAACCCGCAACAAAAAAUGCAACAUCCAUUCUUUAGGACAGUCUAAGCAUGACUUGUGUUACAUGAGCAUAUGGCGCCUGUGUUGUCAUUCAUUUCACUACCACCUUAAAAACUCAUAUUAAUUGCAUUUCGAUAUACAGAAAUUCGAUCAUCAGUAAGGAAUGACAUACCAAAUAUCCGUAAAAGUCUUGAUACUGUUAAAUGAUUAAUAAAUUGACCAAGAGUUUAAGUUUGAUAAGUUUGAAGGUUUUACCUUGCCAAACACUUUUGUGUGAUGUAGACGCAAUUAAAACAUUUACGUGUAAUGUUACACAGGGUUUUCUAUAUUGUAGCAGUAUUAUAACACCUGGUGACUCCACCAUUUCAAAACAACUGAAUGUUAAUUGGUCUUAUGGCAUACCACUGCUUCAACAUACUAUUUUUGAAAAAUGCCUGUUCUGGCCAUGGAUAAAGUCCGAUAACGAUUUUAAUAACAAUAGUUGCCCAAAAGUCUUGCGCUCGACUAUUCAACAACUUCUAAAAUUAACAAGGACCAUGACUGGGCAAGACGUACAAAACCAUAUAUUGGUUACUUCCCGAGGUUUGAUGACCGGAAGCACUAUGUGAAAUUUUAAUCAAAUGCAGGUAGUUUCUGAAAUACACCUUGUUUUUUAGGGACAUGCUAAACUUUUACCAAAUAUUCUAGGCUGAAAACGAAUCAUAUUUUGUAUUAAACUCAGUCAAGAUUAUUUUUAUUUCAAAAGGUUAGACGACACAGAGCCUUAUGUAAAGUUUUAAUCCAACACAUAUAUUGGUUGCUAAGAUAUGAACUUACAUGCAAAACUUAUCCAAGGUGAGGAUGUCAACUAAGGCAACACCAACACCAGAGUGAACAGAAUAGCUCUCACUAUUCUUCAAAUUCACUGGAAUUUUGAAAAAGUUUGGCAAUUUAUAUGUGUAUAUCAAUGUACAUCAAAUAUUUACACACAAUGUUUUGCAAAAGGAAAUAUUUGCCAGAAAGUGAUAUUGCGUGUUUACUUUUUUGAGUGUAUAUAUCGGUUCAGUAUUCCAUAUUUGGGCAAUUUGACUAUAUGUGUCUCAAAAGUUAGUACCAAUAAACCGAUAUUUUACACACUCUUAUUGUAGUAACAAUUAAAUGAAAAUAAGGAAAUGAAAUGCAGCGAACUAACAUGUAUAUGUAAUAUAUUGGCUCUACAAUUUCUUGAAAUUCUCAGACAGAGUUGCUUAUUCUAUAUGUAUCAAAGUGUUUUGCGAAAGUCUCGGGUUUAGUGUUCUCAUACCUCAAUAGAAAGUGAUGCUGCAAUAAUAAAAACAAUAAAAUUACUUUACACAAUAAGUUUUAAUACAGUUAAUGUUUUAAGACUGCGUGAGUAUAUCCACACACUUAACUGAAUGUUACGUUGAUGGCAAAAAUGAUAUGCAGCAUGUCCGGUUAAAAUUGUUCAUUAUGAGUGUAACUCCUUUUGGGGCCUCUUGAAUUAUAUAUGAAAUUUCAAAGAAAAUGUAAUAUGUCUUAGUUUUUUAUAUGCACUGGAUACUGUAGAGGAUAAACAUUCAUUUCUUAAUUACAUGUUAAUACCAAUGUACCGCAAAUUUUAACAUAUUGGAUACGUCACAUCAUCAUGUAAAUGCCGUCUGAUGGAGAACCCCCAAUUAAGGGCCUCUUAGUCUUUAAUUUCACUUGAAAAUUACAUUUAUACGUCAAAUUAUAUUAUAUAAUUGAAUUUUUACACUCUAUUAUAUAUUUAAGUCAGAUUUACCUUAACCUGUAAUUUAAACAACAUUUUAUUUUCAUUUUUAUUUCUUAUCACGUGCACCCCUUUUGGGGCCUCACGAAAACUUGAUUAGGGAUAUUUGAGCCUGGUAUCCACCCUGGCUGAAUUUCAUAUACUCCAACAAACAUUUUGAUGUAUGAUACCAUAUUGUACUAAAAAAUGCCUACGGAAUUUUUUCUCGGGGCUUUUGCCAACUGUCUAAUAGACGACCUCGACAGUUUUGACGUAUUGACAGACAAUUGACAGACUUGACGGAUGAAGAAUUAAGCCAAAGGUACAGGUUUUCAGAUGACAACAUAGACGGACUGGUUGGACUUCUUGGACCGAAUUUGGAACGACGGACGCGACGGAACCAAGCUGUGACACCACAGCAACAGAUUUUAAUAACAUUCAGAUUUGUUUAUUUUAUGCAAGUUUUCGGUGACCCCUUUGGCGUAGACAUUUUUACCGUCUCACGACUACGACACGAGUUGUGAGGGCAGUGACCGACGUACUAUUUGGAUUGUUCAAAGACCAUUAUAUCAAGUUUCCUGUGACGGACCUUGACCGACGACAAAUCAUGAGUGGAAUUUAUGCCAUUAUAGGGCUCCCGUCUGUAAUUCACUAAUUGGUUGUAUUGACGGGACCCAUGUUAAAAUAUUUUCGCCCGGUUAUCCGCAUUGAGGGCGCAUUUGUUAAUAGAAAACAUCAACACAGUAGGCCUACCAAUGUCCAUGCGAUCUGCGACCACAAAGGUUUGUAUUUAUCAACGGUAUUGCACCAUUGUACACGGUACUAGCUAUACAUUACAUUGAUACAGUAUGUGAAAAAAAGAAGCAAACAUCUUACUUGACAAUCCAUUCGCCGUAAAACCCAAUUCACUCACUCACUCACUCACUGCUCUAGUUAAUGCAAUGUUUACACUGUUAAUAACCUUGAAAUUGGUAAAACACAAUAUGUACACAUGUAUAUUGAUGACAUCAUUAUACUGAUGACAUCAUAAAAGUACUGUUCAAGGAACUAUAUGGAAGGCCGGUCAUGCGCGCAGUGCAUUAUUGGAAAAUUUACCGCGGUUAAAUUGAUAUUUUACGUGGUUAGGUUACCGCGCGGUUAAACUGGUUUAUACAAGAGAAAAUAAUCAGUGGUUACCUAACCACGAUAUAUACCGCGGUUAUAGUUUUACCGUGGUAUAUUUUAACCAUUGUUUAUACAAUUGGCUGCAGAGUGUAAGCAAUCAGUGGGCGUAACAUAAAUAUUGUUAUUAUUAAGAAACGAUAAACCAGUUUCAAUAUUUCAUGAGCUUAUUAAUUGUUUGCUAGCUGGCGAUGAGUCGGUGAGUAGAGCGCAUAAAUCAGGUUAAUAUGGCAAAGGUCAAAAUCACAAAUGGAGCUCAGAUAUCAAACUUAUCCUUCAUAUUUCGUAUCCGGACCAUAACUUUUUAACUAUUCAAGGUAUUGACUUCAAUCUUAGCAUAUAGAUAGGUGGUGAACAGGCAAUGUGUAGAUUGUAUGAUAUAUGUCUGUAUGCCAAAGGUCAAGAUCACAGCAAGGUCAAACUUGUCUGUUGUAUUUUGUGCAUAACUUGAUAACCAUGCAACGUAUUGACUUCCAAUUUAGUGUAUUGGUAGGUAGCGAUGAAACAAUAUGCAAAGCACAUGUAGUUGGUUUGUAGGUUAAAGGUCAAGAUCACAAAUUGAGUUUGAAUAUGUCCUUUGUGUCCGGAGCAAAACUCCAAAACUGUUCAAGGUAUUGAUUUAAAACUUAAAAUAUAUGUGAGUGUUGAUGAGGUGAAUUAAGGAGUGCAACAAUCCAUAUUACUCGCCAACCAACUCAACCCCUCCCAAAAACAAGAAGAAAAUACUUUUGUAUUCUUGUGCCUUAGUAUUCGAACGCAUGAACUUGCUUGGUAGGUCAAAGAUCAUGGUCUCAAAUUGAGUUUAUAAUUCAAAGCUGUCCUUUUGAGUCUGGAGAACAACAUUAAAACAAUUCAAGACAUUGACUUUAAACUUAAAAUAUAGGUAGGUGGUGAUGAGACCAUGACAGCCCCCCCCCCCCACCUUCUCCUUAGGUUUCUUAUACCAUAGUAUUCCAUCACUGCUGCGGCACAACCCACACACCCUCUCCCUCCCGCACCUCAAACUCUUGAUAAUGACUUACCUGAAUAACAUUUCAAUAUAAACAAGAAAGCAUAUUUUUGUUUUAUUUAAGUUUUGUGAAAUAACUAAUUGAUAAAAAAAUAAUAUGGGAAAUAUUCUUAAAUUAAAAAGAUUAAAUGUGUCCAGGGAAAUGUUGCAGAGGUAUCAUUGAAAAAUCUAUACAUGCCAACAGCCCAUGACACGUGAUAAGUCUUGAAGUAUUUUUUCACAGGCUGUGCAACGAAAAGGUCAUUUACAACUAGACCACCACAUCCGCAGCCAGGCAUAUGUGCAUCGAAUCCUUGCGUGCAUGGACAAUGUCAACCAUACCCAUCUAUGAACACUUACAUAUGUAAAUGCAUCCAUGGUGCAACCGGAAGGAACUGUGAGAAAGAAAUGGACAUGUGCCUGUUCAACCCAUGUGCGUUUGGUACGUGCUCUGGUCACGGCAUCAAUUUCACAUGCACGUGUGAUCAAGGAUAUACUGGAAAAUUAUGUGAUAAGCAAAUGGAGAUGUGUUUGUUAAAUCCAUGUGCAUUUGGUAUAUGUUCCGGACACAGACUGCAUUUUACUUGUACAUGCGACAAAGGAUGGGCGGGAAAACUAUGCAACUCACAGGUUCAGCAAAUUAAUGGGGGCUGGACGUCUUGGACGACAUGGAGUGCCUGCACACGUAUGUGCGGCACUGGCCGCUCAAGCAGAACACGAGCUUAUACUAAUCCUGUGCCACAAAACAAUGGAGCUCAGUGUUCUGGUUCUGCUACAGAUAUGCAAAGCUGCAACACUAAUCCGUGUCCCAUUGAUGGAGGGUGGACGUCCUGGACGAAAUGGACUACAUGUACACGCACCUGUGACACGGGAAAGUCGAGCAGAACUCGUACUUGCACUAAUCCAGCACCACAACACAACGGGGCACAAUGUUCUGGAUCAGCUCAUGAUACCAAGACAUGCAGCUACGUUUCUUGUCCAGUUGAUGGAGGUUGGACGUCGUGGACGAGAUGGACUACAUGUUCACGCACCUGUGACAUGGGAUUUGUUAGCAGAGGUCGUUCUUGCACUAAUCUAGCACCACAACACAACGAGACAUAUUGUUCUGGAUCAGGUUAUGAUACCAGGGUUUGCAGCCACGAUUCUUGUCGUCCAGCAUCUACUAUCUGCGUCGCCGGAGACAUAAUAGAUCAUUUGCUAUUUAAGACGUUUGCAAGCCACCCAUCAGCCAGAUACUGCACACAGUCUAACACAAACAGCGACAGCGAGGCUCUCUUGUUGGCUCAUUGCAAACCUCCCAAUAUGCACUGGCAAAGAUGGACUGCUGAUCUUAAGGUCAUUGACCACUGUACGACUUUAGCUCAGGGUGACCCUAUUGGAGUGUAUAUAAAUGGGAGGAUUGGAACCGGUGUGUUUGCAGUAUUCUGGCGGUGCAAAACAUCCUCGGCUUCAUUCGAGAUCGCCUAUCAGUCAUGUGGAGAGCCGGUAAGGAUAAUUGAUGUCAGGAACUCGCAGUUUACUCCGGAAACAUUGUAUACGUUGAAAUGGUGAAAGGUU